Messenger RNA from Pygocentrus nattereri (red-bellied piranha), 24097 nucleotides. RefSeq names its product collagen, type VI, alpha 3 (gene col6a3). The transcript has 67 exons. The coding region runs from base 27 to 23108 and encodes 7693 amino acids. NCBI's taxonomy places the organism in Eukaryota, Metazoa, Chordata, Actinopteri, Characiformes, Serrasalmidae. The record is from RefSeq and is a predicted model, not a curated record. Gene Ontology annotation, molecular function: protein binding; serine-type endopeptidase inhibitor activity.
AUGGCACUAGGAAUGGAUUCCCAGCCAUGCUUGACUUUGUACAAAAAGUAGUUGAAAAACUCAACGUUGAGGAGAACAGGGACCGUGUUUCAGUGGUGCAGUACAGUAGAGAUCCUGAGACCCAUUUCUAUCUAAAUACUUACUCGGAAGAGACAGACGUCCUCGACACCAUCAAGACUCUAAGGCACAGAGGUGGCAGACCCCUCAACACUGGGUCAGCUCUUCAGUAUGUGAGAGACAAUGUCUUCACUUCCUCUGCUGGCAGUAGAAGUCAACAGGGUGUCCCUCAGAUUCUCAUUUUGCUCAGUGGAUCAAGGUCAAACGAUAAUGUUGAUACACCUGCCUCUGCUUUGAAAGAAAGUGGGGUCUUGAUUCUUGGUGUUGGCACCAGGAAUUCGAGCAGAGAGAUUCAGAGAAUUGUCAGUGAUCCUUCAUAUGCUCAGUCUAUUUCUGAGAUCUCUGACCUUCCCUCUGUCCAGCAGCAGUUUUUGUCCACUCUCGCAAGCACAGUUUCAUAUGUGACGCCGGUGAAACCUACAGUCAUAGUUGAGCCUGAAGCACAAAGGAGAGAUGUUGUUUUCCUGCUGGAUGGGUCAGAUGGCACACGCAGUGGGUUCCCUGCAAUGAAGGACUUUGUGCUAAGAGUGAUGGAGAAGUUGAAUGUGGCUGAGGACAAAGACCGUGUUUCUGUAGUCCAGUUCAGCAGAGAUCCUGAGACACAUUUCUAUCUAAACACGUACACAAGAAAGGAUGACAUAGUGGACACGGUUAGUGUUCUGAGGCACAAAGGAGGAAGACCCCUGAACACGGGGGCGGCUCUCCAGUACGUUAGAGACAAUGUCUUCACUGCCUCCUCAGGCAGCAGACGACUAGAGGGUGUGCCACAAAUACUGAUCCUUCUGAGUGGCGCAAGGUCAUUUGACAAUGUUGAUGUCCCGGCCUCUGCUCUGAAAGAUCUGGGAGUCUUGAUAUUCACAAUAGGAUCACGAGGCUCCGACAGCAGAGAACUGCAGAAGAUUUCACAUGAGCCUAAAUACGCUCUGUCUGUGUCAGAUUUCACUGAGCUCCCAAAUGUCCAAGAGCAGCUUGUCAACACUGUAGAGGCUGUUUCUGUUCCCAUCACUCCGGCAUCACCAACUCCUACUGUUGAAUUUGACAUCAGCAGAAGGGAUGUUGUCUUCCUGCUGGAUGGUUCAGAUGGCACUAGGAAUGGAUUCCCAGCCAUGCUUGACUUUGUACAAAAAGUAGUUGAAAAACUCAACGUUGAGGAGAACAGGGACCGUGUUUCAGUGGUGCAGUACAGUAGAGAUCCUGAGACCCAUUUCUAUCUAAAUACUUACUCGGAAGAGACAGACGUCCUCGACACCAUCAAGACUCUAAGGCACAGAGGUGGCAGACCCCUCAACACUGGGUCAGCUCUUCAGUAUGUGAGAGACAAUGUCUUCACUUCCUCUGCUGGCAGUAGAAGUCAACAGGGUGUCCCUCAGAUUCUCAUUUUGCUCAGUGGAUCAAGGUCAAACGAUAAUGUUGAUACACCUGCCUCUGCUUUGAAAGAAAGUGGGGUCUUGAUUCUUGGUGUUGGCACCAGGAAUUCGAGCAGAGAGAUUCAGAGAAUUGUCAGUGAUCCUUCAUAUGCUCAGUCUAUUUCUGAGAUCUCUGACCUUCCCUCUGUCCAGCAGCAGUUUUUGUCCACUCUCGCAAGCACAGUUUCAUAUGUGACGCCGGUGAAACCUACAGUCAUAGCGGAAAGAAGAAUGACCAGGAGAGAUGUAGUGUUCCUUUUGGAUGGUUCAGAUGGCACUAGGGAUUCUUUCCCUGCAAUGCGUGACUUUGUGCAAAGAAUGGUGGACAGGUUGAACGUGUCAGACAGGAGAGACCGUGUGUCGGUAGUCCAAUUCAGCAGAGAGCCAGAAGCCCAUUUCUAUCUUAACACGUACACAACAAAGGAGAGCGUUCUCAACACUGUUAGAGGUCUACGGCACAGAGGGGGGCGACCCCUCAAUACAGGAGCAGCUCUCCAGUAUGUGAGAGACAACGUCUUCACUGCCUCUUCCGGAAGCAGACGUCUAGAGGGUGUGCCUCAGUUACUGAUUUUGUUGAGUGGCGGAAGGUCGUUUGAUAACAUUGACAUGCCAGCCUCUUCCCUGAAGGAGCUUGGAGUCUUGACCUUCGCCGUAGGAUCAAGGGGCUCCGAUAGUAGAGAAUUGCAGAAGAUCUCAUAUGACCCUAGUUCUGCACUCUCAGUGACAGACUUUGCUAAUCUCCCCACUGUCCAAGAGCAGCUUUUCUCCAGAAUUAACACCGUACGCGAAGAGACCAAAACUGUCUCUCCAACACAGAUAGUUGAGCCUGAAGCACAAAGGAGAGAUGUUGUUUUCCUGCUGGAUGGGUCAGAUGGCACACGCAGUGGGUUCCCUGCAAUGAAGGACUUUGUGCUAAGAGUGAUGGAGAAGUUGAAUGUGGCUGAGGACAAAGACCGUGUUUCUGUAGUCCAGUUCAGCAGAGAUCCUGAGACACAUUUCUAUCUAAACACGUACACAAGAAAGGAUGACAUAGUGGACACGGUUAGUGUUCUGAGGCACAAAGGAGGAAGACCCCUGAACACGGGGGCGGCUCUCCAGUACGUUAGAGACAAUGUCUUCACUGCCUCCUCAGGCAGCAGACGACUAGAGGGUGUGCCACAAAUACUGAUCCUUCUGAGUGGCGCAAGGUCAUUUGACAAUGUUGAUGUCCCGGCCUCUGCUCUGAAAGAUCUGGGAGUCUUGAUAUUCACAAUAGGAUCACGAGGCUCCGACAGCAGAGAACUGCAGAAGAUUUCACAUGAGCCUAAAUACGCUCUGUCUGUGUCAGAUUUCACUGAGCUCCCAAAUGUCCAAGAGCAGCUUGUCAACACUGUAGAGGCUGUUUCUGUUCCCAUCACUCCAGCAUCACCAACUCCUACUGUUGAUUUUGACAUGAGCAGAAAGGAUGUUGUCUUCCUGCUGGAUGGUUCAGAUGGCACUAGGAAUGGAUUCCCAGCCAUGCUUGACUUUGUACAAAAAGUAGUUGAAAAACUCAACGUUGAGGAGAACAGGGACCGUGUUUCAGUGGUGCAGUACAGUAGAGAUCCUGAGACCCAUUUCUAUCUAAAUACUUACUCGGAAGAGACAGACGUCCUCGACACCAUCAAGACUCUAAGGCACAGAGGUGGCAGACCCCUCAACACUGGGUCAGCUCUUCAGUAUGUGAGAGACAAUGUCUUCACUUCCUCUGCUGGCAGUAGAAGUCAACAGGGUGUCCCUCAGAUUCUCAUUUUGCUCAGUGGAUCAAGGUCAAACGAUAAUGUUGAUACACCUGCCUCUGCUUUGAAAGAAAGUGGGGUCUUGAUUCUUGGUGUUGGCACCAGGAAUUCGAGCAGAGAGAUUCAGAGAAUUGUCAGUGAUCCUUCAUAUGCUCAGUCUAUUUCUGAGAUCUCUGACCUUCCCGCUGUCCAGCAGCAGUUUUUGUCCACUCUCGCAAGCGCAGUUUCAUAUGUGACGCCGGUGAAACCUACAGUCAUAGUUGAGCCUGAAGCACAAAGGAGAGAUGUUGUUUUCCUGCUGGAUGGGUCAGAUGGCACACGCAGUGGGUUCCCUGCAAUGAAGGACUUUGUGCUAAGAGUGAUGGAGAAGUUGAAUGUGGCUGAGGACAAAGACCGUGUUUCUGUAGUCCAGUUCAGCAGAGAUCCUGAGACACAUUUCUAUCUAAACACGUACACAAGAAAGGAUGACAUAGUGGACACGGUUAGUGUUCUGAGGCACAAAGGAGGAAGACCCCUGAACACGGGGGCGGCUCUCCAGUACGUUAGAGACAAUGUCUUCACUGCCUCCUCAGGCAGCAGACGACUAGAGGGUGUGCCACAAAUACUGAUCCUUCUGAGUGGCGCAAGGUCAUUUGACAAUGUUGAUGUCCCGGCCUCUGCUCUGAAAGAUCUGGGAGUCUUGAUAUUCACAAUAGGAUCACGAGGCUCCGACAGCAGAGAACUGCAGAAGAUUUCACAUGAGCCUAAAUACGCUCUGUCUGUGUCAGAUUUCACUGAGCUCCCAAAUGUCCAAGAGCAGCUUGUCAACACUGUAGAGGCUGUUUCUGUUCCCAUCACUCCGGCAUCACCAACUCCUACUGUUGAAUUUGACAUCAGCAGAAGGGAUGUUGUCUUCCUGCUGGAUGGUUCAGAUGGCACUAGGAAUGGAUUCCCAGCCAUGCUUGACUUUGUACAAAAAGUAGUUGAAAAACUCAACGUUGAGGAGAACAGGGACCGUGUUUCAGUGGUGCAGUACAGUAGAGAUCCUGAGACCCAUUUCUAUCUAAAUACUUACUCGGAAGAGACAGACGUCCUCGACACCAUCAAGACUCUAAGGCACAGAGGUGGCAGACCCCUCAACACUGGGUCAGCUCUUCAGUAUGUGAGAGACAAUGUCUUCACUUCCUCUGCUGGCAGUAGAAGUCAACAGGGUGUCCCUCAGAUUCUCAUUUUGCUCAGUGGAUCAAGGUCAAACGAUAAUGUUGAUACACCUGCCUCUGCUUUGAAAGAAAGUGGGGUCUUGAUUCUUGGUGUUGGCACCAGGAAUUCGAGCAGAGAGAUUCAGAGAAUUGUCAGUGAUCCUUCAUAUGCUCAGUCUAUUUCUGAGAUCUCUGACCUUCCCGCUGUCCAGCAGCAGUUUUUGUCCACUCUCGCAAGCGCAGUUUCAUAUGUGACGCCGGUGAAACCUACAGUCAUAGCGGAAAGAAGAAUGACCAGGAGAGAUGUAGUGUUCCUUUUGGAUGGUUCAGAUGGCACUAGGGAUUCUUUCCCUGCAAUACGUGACUUUGUGCAAAGAAUGGUGGACAGGUUGAACGUGUCAGACAGGAGAGACCGUGUGUCGGUAGUCCAGUUCAGCAGAGAGCCAGAAGCCCAUUUCUAUCUUAACACGUACACAACAAAGGAGAGCGUUCUUAACACUGUUAGAGGUCUACGGCACAGAGGGGGGCGACCCCUCAAUACAGGAGCAGCUCUCCAGUAUGUGAGAGACAACGUCUUCACUGCCUCUUCCGGAAGCAGACGUCUAGAGGGUGUGCCUCAGUUACUGAUUUUGUUGAGUGGCGGAAGGUCGUUUGAUAACAUUGACAUGCCAGCCUCUUCCCUGAAGGAGCUUGGAGUCUUGACCUUCGCCGUAGGAUCAAGGGGCUCCGAUAGUAGAGAAUUGCAGAAGAUCUCAUAUGACCCUAGUUCUGCACUCUCAGUGACAGACUUUGCUAAUCUCCCCACUGUCCAAGAGCAGCUUUUCUCCAGAAUUAACACCGUACGCGAAGAGACCAAAACUGUCUCUCCAACACAGAUAGUUGAGCCUGAAGCACAAAGGAGAGAUGUUGUUUUCCUGCUGGAUGGGUCAGAUGGCACACGCAGUGGGUUCCCUGCAAUGAAGGACUUUGUGCUAAGAGUGAUGGAGAAGUUGAAUGUGGCUGAGGACAAAGACCGUGUUUCUGUAGUCCAGUUCAGCAGAGAUCCUGAGACACAUUUCUAUCUAAACACGUACACAAGAAAGGAUGACAUAGUGGACACGGUUAGUGUUCUGAGGCACAAAGGAGGAAGACCCCUGAACACGGGGGCGGCUCUCCAGUACGUUAGAGACAAUGUCUUCACUGCCUCCUCAGGCAGCAGACGACUAGAGGGUGUGCCACAAAUACUGAUCCUUCUGAGUGGCGCAAGGUCAUUUGACAAUGUUGAUGUCCCGGCCUCUGCUCUGAAAGAUCUGGGAGUCUUGAUAUUCACAAUAGGAUCACGAGGCUCCGACAGCAGAGAACUGCAGAAGAUUUCACAUGAGCCUAAAUACGCUCUGUCUGUGUCAGAUUUCACUGAGCUCCCAAAUGUCCAAGAGCAGCUUGUCAACACUGUAGAGGCUGUUUCUGUUCCCAUCACUCCAGCAUCACCAACUCCUACUGUUGAAUUUGACAUCAGCAGAAAGGAUGUUGUCUUCCUGCUGGAUGGUUCAGAUGGCACUAGGAAUGGAUUCCCAGCCAUGCUUGACUUUGUACAAAAAGUAGUUGAAAAACUCAACGUUGAGGAGAACAGGGACCGUGUUUCAGUGGUGCAGUACAGUAGAGAUCCUGAGACCCAUUUCUAUCUAAAUACUUACUCGGAAGAGACAGACGUCCUCGACACCAUCAAGACUCUAAGGCACAGAGGUGGCAGACCCCUCAACACUGGGUCAGCUCUUCAGUAUGUGAGAGACAAUGUCUUCACUUCCUCUGCUGGCAGUAGAAGUCAACAGGGUGUCCCUCAGAUUCUCAUUUUGCUCAGUGGAUCAAGGUCAAAUGAUAAUGUUGAUACACCUGCCUCUGCUUUGAAAGAAAGUGAGGUCUUGAUUCUUGGUGUUGGCACCAGGAAUUCGAGCAGAGAGAUUCAGAGAAUUGUCAGUGAUCCUUCAUAUGCUCAGUCUAUUUCUGAGAUCUCUGACCUUCCCGCUGUCCAGCAGCAGUUUUUGUCCACUCUCGCAAGCGCAGUUUCAUAUGUGACGCCGGUGAAACCUACAGUCAUAGCGGAAAGAAGAAUGACCAGGAGAGAUGUAGUGUUCCUUUUGGAUGGUUCAGAUGGCACUAGGGAUUCUUUCCCUGCAAUGCGUGACUUUGUGCAAAGAAUGGUGGACAGGUUGAACGUGUCAGACAGGAGAGACCGUGUGUCGGUAGUCCAGUUCAGCAGAGAGCCAGAGGCCCAUUUCUAUCUUAACACGUACACAACAAAGGAGAGCGUUCUCAACACUGUUAGAGGUCUACGGCACAGAGGGGGGCGACCCCUCAAUACAGGAGCAGCUCUCCAGUAUGUGAGAGACAACGUCUUCACUGCCUCUUCCGGAAGCAGACGUCUAGAGGGUGUGCCUCAGUUACUGAUUUUGUUGAGUGGCGGAAGGUCGUUUGAUAACAUUGACAUGCCAGCCUCUUCCCUGAAGGAGCUUGGAGUCUUGACCUUCGCCGUAGGAUCAAGGGGCUCCGAUAGUAGAGAAUUGCAGAAGAUCUCAUAUGACCCUAGUUCUGCACUCUCAGUGACAGACUUUGCUAAUCUCCCCACUGUCCAAGAGCAGCUUUUCUCCAGAAUUAACACCGUACGCGAAGAGACCAAAACUGUCUCUCCAACCCAGAUAGUUGAGCCUGAUGCACAAAGGAGAGAUGUUGUUUUCCUGCUGGAUGGGUCAGAUGGCACACGCAGUGGGUUCCCUGCAAUGAAGGACUUUGUGCUAAGAGUGAUGGAGAAGUUGAAUGUGGCUGAGGACAAAGACCGUGUUUCUGUAGUCCAGUUCAGCAGAGAUCCUGAGACACAUUUCUAUCUAAACACGUACACAAGAAAGGAUGACAUAGUGGACACGGUUAGUGUUCUGAGGCACAAAGGAGGAAGACCCCUGAACACGGGGGCGGCUCUCCAGUACGUUAGAGACAAUGUCUUCACUGCCUCCUCAGGCAGCAGACGACUAGAGGGUGUGCCACAAAUACUGAUCCUUCUGAGUGGCGCAAGGUCAUUUGACAAUGUUGAUGUCCCGGCCUCUGCUCUGAAAGAUCUGGGAGUCUUGAUAUUCACAAUAGGAUCACGAGGCUCCGACAGCAGAGAACUGCAGAAGAUUUCACAUGAGCCUAAAUACGCUCUGUCUGUGUCAGAUUUCACUGAGCUCCCAAAUGUCCAAGAGCAGCUUGUCAACACUGUAGAGGCUGUUUCUGUUCCCAUCACUCCGGCAUCACCAACUCCUACUGUUGAUUUUGACAUGAGCAGAAAGGAUGUUGUCUUCCUGCUGGAUGGUUCAGAUGGCACUAGGAAAGGAUUCACAGCCAUGCUUGACUUUGUACAAAAAGUAGUUGAAAAACUCAACGUUGAGGAGAACAGGGACCGUGUUUCAGUGGUGCAGUACAGUAGAGAUCCUGAGACCCAUUUCUAUCUAAAUACUUACUUGGAAGAGACAGACGUCCUCGACACCAUCAAGACUCUAAGGCACAGAGGUGGCAGACCCCUCAACACUGGGUCAGCUCUUCAGUAUGUGAGAGACAAUGUCUUCACUUCCUCUGCUGGCAGUAGAAGUCAACAGGGUGUCCCUCAGAUUCUCAUUUUGCUCAGUGGAUCAAGGUCAAACGAUAAUGUUGAUACACCUGCCUCUGCUUUGAAAGAAAGUGGGGUCUUGAUUCUUGGUGUUGGCACCAGGAAUUCGAGCAGAGAGAUUCAGAGAAUUGUCAGUGAUCCUUCAUAUGCUCAGUCUAUUUCUGAGAUCUCUGACCUUCCCUCUGUCCAGCAGCAGUUUUUGUCCACUCUCGCAAGCACAGUUUCAUAUGUGACGCCAGUGAAACCUACAGUCAUAGCGGAAAGAAGAAUGACCAGGAGAGAUGUAGUGUUCCUUUUGGAUGGUUCAGAUGGCACUAGGGAUUCUUUCCCUGCAAUGCGUGACUUUGUGCAAAGAAUGGUGGACAGGUUGAACGUGUCAGACAGGAGAGACCGUGUGUCGGUAGUCCAGUUCAGCAGAGAGCCAGAAGCCCAUUUCUAUCUUAACACGUACACAACAAAGGAGAGCGUUCUUAACACUGUUAGAGGUCUACGGCACAGAGGGGGGCGACCCCUCAAGACAGGAGCAGCUCUCCAGUAUGUGAGAGACAACGUUUUCACUGCCUCUUCCGGAAGCAGACGUCUAGAGGGUGUGCCUCAGUUACUGAUUUUGUUGAGUGGCGGAAGGUCGUUUGAUAACAUUGACAUGCCAGCCUCUUCCCUGAAGGAGCUUGGAGUCUUGACCUUCGCCGUAGGAUCAAGGGGCUCCGAUAGUAGAGAAUUGCAGAAGAUCUCAUAUGACCCUAGUUCUGCACUCUCAGUGACAGACUUUGCUAAUCUCCCCACUGUCCAAGAGCAGCUUUUCUCCAGAAUUAACACCGUACGCGAAGAGACCAAAACUGUCUCUCCAACCCAGAUAGUUGAGCCUGAAGCACAAAGGAGAGAUGUUGUUUUCCUGCUGGAUGGGUCAGAUGGCACACGCAGUGGGUUCCCUGCGAUGAAGGACUUUGUGCUAAGAGUGAUGGAGAAGUUGAAUGUGGCUGAGGACAAAGACCGUGUUUCUGUAGUCCAGUUCAGCAGAGAUCCUGAGACACAUUUCUAUCUAAACACGUACACAAGAAAGGAUGACAUAGUGGACACGGUUAGUGUUCUGAGGCACAAAGGAGGAAGACCCCUGAACACGGGGGCGGCUCUCCAGUACGUUAGAGACAAUGUCUUCACUGCCUCCUCAGGCAGCAGACGACUAGAGGGUGUGCCACAAAUACUGAUCCUUCUGAGUGGCGCAAGGUCAUUUGACAAUGUUGAUGUCCCGGCCUCUGCUCUGAAAGAUCUGGGAGUCUUGAUAUUCACAAUAGGAUCACGAGGCUCCGACAGCAGAGAACUGCAGAAGAUUUCACAUGAGCCUAAAUACGCUCUGUCUGUGUUAGAUUUCACUGAGCUCCCAAAUGUCCAAGAGCAGCUUGUCAACACUGUAGAGGCUGUUUCUGUUCCCAUCACUCCGGCAUCACCAACUCCUACUGUUGAUUUUGACAUGAGCAGAAAGGAUGUUGUCUUCCUGCUGGAUGGUUCAGAUGGCACUAGGAAAGGAUUCACAGCCAUGCUUGACUUUGUACAAAAAGUAGUUGAAAAACUCAACGUUGAGGAGAACAGGGACCGUGUUUCAGUGGUGCAGUACAGUAGAGAUCCUGAGACCCAUUUCUAUCUAAAUACAUACUCGGAAGAGACAGACGUCCUCGACACCAUCAAGACUCUAAGGCACAGAGGUGGCAGACCCCUCAACACUGGGUCAGCUCUUCAGUAUGUGAGAGACAAUGUCUUCACUUCCUCUGCUGGCAGUAGAAGUCAACAGGGUGUCCCUCAGAUUCUCAUUUUGCUCAGUGGAUCAAGGUCAAACGAUAAUGUUGAUACACCUGCCUCUGCUUUGAAAGAAAGUGGGGUCUUGAUUCUUGGUGUUGGCACCAGGAAUUCGAGCAGAGAGAUUCAGAGAAUUGUCAGUGAUCCUUCAUAUGCUCAGUCUAUUUCUGAGAUCUCUGACCUUCCCGCUGUCCAGCAGCAGUUUUUGUCCACUCUCGCAAGCGCAGUUUCAUAUGUGACGCCGGUGAAACCUACAGUCAUAGUUGAGCCUGAAGCACAAAGGAGAGAUGUUGUUUUCCUGCUGGAUGGGUCAGAUGGCACACGCAGUGGGUUCCCUGCGAUGAAGGACUUUGUGCUAAGAGUGAUGGAGAAGUUGAAUGUGGCUGAGGACAAAGACCGUGUUUCUGUAGUCCAGUUCAGCAGAGAUCCUGAGACACAUUUCUAUCUAAACACGUACACAAGAAAGGAUGACAUAGUGGACACGGUUAGUGUUCUGAGGCACAAAGGAGGAAGACCCCUGAACACGGGGGCGGCUCUCCAGUACGUUAGAGACAAUGUCUUCACUGCCUCCUCAGGCAGCAGACGACUAGAGGGUGUGCCACAAAUACUGAUCCUUCUGAGUGGCGCAAGGUCAUUUGACAAUGUUGAUGUCCCGGCCUCUGCUCUGAAAGAUCUGGGAGUCUUGAUAUUCACAAUAGGAUCACGAGGCUCCGACAGCAGAGAACUGCAGAAGAUUUCACAUGAGCCUAAAUACGCUCUGUCUGUGUCAGAUUUCACUGAGCUCCCAAAUGUCCAAGAGCAGCUUGUCAACACUGUAGAGGCUGUUUCUGUUCCCAUCACUCCGGCAUCACCAACUCCUACUGUUGAUUUUGACAUGAGCAGAAAGGAUGUUGUCUUCCUGCUGGAUGGUUCAGAUGGCACUAGGAAAGGAUUCACAGCCAUGCUUGACUUUGUACAAAAAGUAGUUGAAAAACUCAACGUUGAGGAGAACAGGGACCGUGUUUCAGUGGUGCAGUACAGUAGAGAUCCUGAGACCCAUUUCUAUCUAAAUACAUACUCGGAAGAGACAGACGUCCUCGACACCAUCAAGACUCUAAGGCACAGAGGUGGCAGACCCCUCAACACUGGGUCAGCUCUUCAGUAUGUGAGAGACAAUGUCUUCACUUCCUCUGCUGGCAGUAGAAGUCAACAGGGUGUCCCUCAGAUUCUCAUUUUGCUCAGUGGAUCAAGGUCAAACGAUAAUGUUGAUACACCUGCCUCUGCUUUGAAAGAAAGUGGGGUCUUGAUUCUUGGUGUUGGCACCAGGAAUUCGAGCAGAGAGAUUCAGAGAAUUGUCAGUGAUCCUUCAUAUGCUCAGUCUAUUUCUGAGAUCUCUGACCUUCCCGCUGUCCAGCAGCAGUUUUUGUCCACUCUCGCAAGCGCAGUUUCAUAUGUGACGCCGGUGAAACCUACAGUCAUAGCGGAAAGAAGAAUGACCAGGAGAGAUGUAGUGUUCCUUUUGGAUGGUUCAGAUGGCACUAGGGAUUCUUUCCCUGCAAUGCGUGACUUUGUGCAAAGAAUGGUGGACAGGUUGAACGUGUCAGACAGGAGAGACCGUGUGUCGGUAGUCCAGUUCAGCAGAGAGCCAGAGGCCCAUUUCUAUCUUAACACGUACACAACAAAGGAGAGCGUUCUCAACACUGUUAGAGGUCUACGGCACAGAGGGGGGCGACCCCUCAAUACAGGAGCAGCUCUCCAGUAUGUGAGAGACAACGUCUUCACUGCCUCUUCCGGAAGCAGACGUCUAGAGGGUGUGCCUCAGUUACUGAUUUUGUUGAGUGGCGGAAGGUCGUUUGAUAACAUUGACAUGCCAGCCUCUUCCCUGAAGGAGCUUGGAGUCUUGACCUUCACCGUAGGAUCAAGGGGCUCCGAUAGUAGAGAAUUGCAGAAGAUCUCAUAUGACCCUAGUUCUGCACUCUCAGUGACAGACUUUGCUAAUCUCCCCACUGUCCAAGAGCAGCUUUUCUCCAGAAUUAACACCGUACGCGAAGAGACCAAAACUGUCUCUCCAACCCAGAUAGUUGAGCCUGAAGCACAAAGGAGAGAUGUUGUUUUCCUGCUGGAUGGGUCAGAUGGCACACGCAGUGGGUUCCCUGCGAUGAAGGACUUUGUGCUAAGAGUGAUGGAGAAGUUGAAUGUGGCUGAGGACAAAGACCGUGUUUCUGUAGUCCAGUUCAGCAGAGAUCCUGAGACACAUUUCUAUCUAAACACGUACACAAGAAAGGAUGACAUAGUGGACACGGUUAGUGUUCUGAGGCACAAAGGAGGAAGACCCCUGAACACGGGGGCGGCUCUCCAGUACGUUAGAGACAAUGUCUUCACUGCCUCCUCAGGCAGCAGGCGACUAGAGGGUGUGCCACAAAUACUGAUCCUUCUGAGUGGCGCAAGGUCAUUUGACAAUGUUGAUGUCCCGGCCUCUGCUCUGAAAGAUCUGGGAGUCUUGAUAUUCACAAUAGGAUCACGAGGCUCCGACAGCAGAGAACUGCAGAAGAUUUCACAUGAGCCUAAAUACGCUCUGUCUGUGUCAGAUUUCACUGAGCUCCCAAAUGUCCAAGAGCAGCUUGUCAACACUGUAGAGGCUGUUUCUGUUCCCAUCACUCCGGCAUCACCAACUCCUACUGUUGAUUUUGACAUGAGCAGAAAGGAUGUUGUCUUCCUGCUGGAUGGUUCAGAUGGCACUAGGAAAGGAUUCACAGCCAUGCUUGACUUUGUACAAAAAGUAGUUGAAAAACUCAACGUUGAGGAGAACAGGGACCGUGUUUCAGUGGUGCAGUACAGUAGAGAUCCUGAGACCCAUUUCUAUCUAAAUACAUACUCGGAAGAGACAGACGUCCUCGACACCAUCAAGACUCUAAGGCACAGAGGUGGCAGACCCCUCAACACUGGGUCAGCUCUUCAGUAUGUGAGAGACAAUGUCUUCACUUCCUCUGCUGGCAGUAGAAGUCAACAGGGUGUCCCUCAGAUUCUCAUUUUGCUCAGUGGAUCAAGGUCAAACGAUAAUGUUGAUACACCUGCCUCUGCUUUGAAAGAAAGUGGGGUCUUGAUUCUUGGUGUUGGCACCAGGAAUUCGAGCAGAGAGAUUCAGAGAAUUGUCAGUGAUCCUUCAUAUGCUCAGUCUAUUUCUGAGAUCUCUGACCUUCCCGCUGUCCAGCAGCAGUUUUUGUCCACUCUCGCAAGCGCAGUUUCAUAUGUGACGCCGGUGAAACCUACAGUCAUAGCGGAAAGAAGAAUGACCAGGAGAGAUGUAGUGUUCCUUUUGGAUGGUUCAGAUGGCACUAGGGAUUCUUUCCCUGCAAUGCGUGACUUUGUGCAAAGAAUGGUGGACAGGUUGAACGUGUCAGACAGGAGAGACCGUGUGUCGGUAGUCCAGUUCAGCAGAGAGCCAGAGGCCCAUUUCUAUCUUAACACGUACACAACAAAGGAGAGCGUUCUCAACACUGUUAGAGGUCUACGGCACAGAGGGGGGCGACCCCUCAAUACAGGAGCAGCUCUCCAGUAUGUUAGAGACAACGUCUUCACUGCCUCUUCCGGAAGCAGACAUCUAGAGGGUGUGCCUCAGUUACUGAUUUUGUUGAGUGGCGGAAGGUCGUUUGAUAACAUUGACAUGCCAGCCUCUUCCCUGAAGGAGCUUGGAGUCUUGACCUUCGCCGUAGGAUCAAGGGGCUCCGAUAGUAGAGAAUUGCAGAAGAUCUCAUAUGACCCUAGUUCUGCACUCUCAGUGACAGACUUUGCUAAUCUCCCCACUGUCCAAGAGCAGCUUUUCUCCAGAAUUAACACCGUACGCGAAGAGACCAAAACUGUCUCUCCAACACAGAUAGUUGAGCCUGAAGCACAAAGGAGAGAUGUUGUUUUCCUGCUGGAUGGGUCAGAUGGCACACGCAGUGGGUUCCCUGCGAUGAAGGACUUUGUGCUAAGAGUGAUGGAGAAGUUGAAUGUGGCUGAGGACAAAGACCGUGUUUCUGUAGUCCAGUUCAGCAGAGAUCCUGAGACACAUUUCUAUCUAAACACGUACACAAGAAAGGAUGACAUAGUGGACACGGUUAGUGUUCUGAGGCACAAAGGAGGAAGACCCCUGAACACGGGGGCGGCUCUCCAGUACGUUAGAGACAAUGUCUUCACUGCCUCCUCAGGCAGCAGACGACUAGAGGGUGUGCCACAAAUACUGAUCCUUCUGAGUGGCGCAAGGUCAUUUGACAAUGUUGAUGUCCCGGCCUCUGCUCUGAAAGAUCUGGGAGUCUUGAUAUUCACAAUAGGAUCACGAGGCUCCGACAGCAGAGAACUGCAGAAGAUUUCACAUGAGCCUAAAUACGCUCUGUCUGUGUCAGAUUUCACUGAGCUCCCAAAUGUCCAAGAGCAGCUUGUCAACACUGUAGAGGCUGUUUCUGUUCCCAUCACUCCAGCAUCACCAACUCCUACUGUUGAAUUUGACAUGAGCAGAAAGGAUGUUGUCUUCCUGCUGGAUGGUUCAGAUGGCACUAGGAAAGGAUUCACAGCCAUGCUUGACUUUGUACAAAAAGUAGUUGAAAAACUCAACGUUGAGGAGAACAGGGACCGUGUUUCAGUGGUGCAGUACAGUAGAGAUCCUGAAACCCAUUUCUAUCUAAAUACUUACUCGGAAGAGACAGACGUCCUCGACACCAUCAAGACUCUAAGGCACAGAGGUGGCAGAACCCUCAACACUGGGUCAGCUCUUCAGUAUGUGAGAGACAAUGUCUUCACUUCCUCUGCUGGCAGUAGAAGUCAACAGGGUGUCCCUCAGAUUCUCAUUUUGCUCAGUGGAUCAAGGUCAAACGAUAAUGUCGAUACACCUGCCUCUGCUUUGAAAGAAAGUGGGGUCUUGAUUCUUGGUGUUGGCACCAGGAAUUCGAGCAGAGAGAUUCAGAGAAUUGUCAGUGAUCCUUCAUAUGCUCAGUCUAUUUCUGAGAUCUCUGACCUUCCCGCUGUCCAGCAGCAGUUUUUGUCCACUCUCGCAAGCACAGUUUCAUAUGUGACGCCGGUGAAACCUACAGUCAUAGCAGAAAGAAGAAUGACCAGGAGAGAUGUAGUGUUCCUUUUGGAUGGUUCAGAUGGCACUAGGGAUUCUUUCCCUGCAAUGCGUGACUUUGUGCAAAGAAUGGUGGACAGGUUGAACGUGUCAGACAGGAGAGACCGUGUGUCGGUAGUCCAGUUCAGCAGAGAGCCAGAGGCCCAUUUCUAUCUUAACACGUACACAACAAAGGAGAGCGUUCUCAACACUGUUAGAGGUCUACGGCACAGAGGGGGGCGACCCCUCAAUACAGGAGCAGCUCUCCAGUAUGUGAGAGACAACGUCUUCACUGCCUCUUCCGGAAGCAGACGUCUAGAGGGUGUGCCUCAGUUACUGAUUUUGUUGAGUGGCGGAAGGUCGUUUGAUAACAUUGACAUGCCAGCCUCUUCCCUGAAGGAGCUUGGAGUCUUGACCUUCGCCGUAGGAUCAAGGGGCUCUGAUAGUAGAGAAUUGCAGAAGAUCUCAUAUGACCCUAGUUCUGCACUCUCAGUGACAGACUUUGCUAAUUUCCCCACUGUCCAAGAGCAGCUUUUCUCCAGAAUUAACACCGUACACGAAGAGACCAAAACUGUCUCUCCAACACAGAUAGUUGAGCCUGAAGCACAAAGGAGAGAUGUUGUUUUCCUGCUGGAUGGGUCAGAUGGCACACGCAGUGGGUUCCCUGCGAUGAAGGACUUUGUGCUAAGAGUGAUGGAGAAGUUGAAUGUGGCUGAGGACAAAGACCGUGUUUCUGUAGUCCAGUUCAGCAGAGAUCCUGAGACACAUUUCUAUCUAAACACGUACACAAGAAAGGAUGACAUAGUGGACACGGUUAGUGUUCUGAGGCACAAAGGAGGAAGACCCCUGAACACGGGGGCGGCUCUCCAGUACGUUAGAGACAAUGUCUUCACUGCCUCCUCAGGCAGCAGACGACUAGAGGGUGUGCCACAAAUACUGAUCCUUCUGAGUGGCGCAAGGUCAUUUGACAAUGUUGAUGUCCCGGCCUCUGCUCUGAAAGAUCUGGGAGUCUUGAUAUUCACAAUAGGAUCACGAGGCUCCGACAGCAGAGAACUGCAGAAGAUUUCACAUGAGCCUAAAUACGCUCUGUCUGUGUCAGAUUUCACUGAGCUCCCAAAUGUCCAAGAGCAGCUUGUCAACACUGUAGAGGCUGUUUCUGUUCCCAUCACUCCGGCAUCACCAACUCCUACUGCUGAUUUUGACAUGAGCAGAAAGGAUGUUGUCUUCCUGCUGGAUGGUUCAGAUGGCACUAGGAAUGGAUUCCCAGCCAUGCUUGACUUUGUACACACAGUAGUUGAAAAACUCAACGUUGAAGAGAACAGGGACCGCGUUUCAGUGGUGCAGUACAGUAGAGAUCCUGAGACCCAUUUCUAUCUAAAUACUUACUCGGAAGAGACAGACGUCCUCGACACCAUCAAGACUCUAAGGCACAGAGGUGGCAGACCCCUCAACACUGGGUCAGCUCUUCAGUAUGUGAGAGACAAUGUCUUCACUUCCUCUGCUGGCAGUAGAAGUCAACAGGGUGUCCCUCAGAUUCUCAUUUUGCUCAGUGGAUCAAGGUCAAACGAUAAUGUCGAUACACCUGCCUCUGCUUUGAAAGAAAGUGGGGUCUUGAUUCUUGGUGUUGGCACCAGGAUUUCUGGCAGAGAGAUUCAGAGAAUUGUCAGUGAUCCUUCAUAUGCUCAGUCUAUUUCUGAGAUCACUGACCUUCCCGCUGUCCAGCAGCAGUUUUUGUCCACUCUCGGAACCACAAUUUCAUAUGUGACGCCGGUGAAACCUACAGUCAUAGCUGAGUCCCAGGGUCCCAAGAAGGAUGUUGUCUUUGUGAUUGAUGGAUCUGACGGUGUUGGGAGAGAGUUCCCCAUCAUCCAGGAGUUUGUCCGCAGAGUUGUGGAGAACCUAAAUGUUGGCGAAAACAAGAUCCGUGUAGGCGUAGUGCAGUAUGGAGACACGCCACGUCCAGAUAUAUACCUCAACUCACACAAGACCAAAGAAGGUGUUCUAACUGCUAUCAAAGAACUCAGACAACAAGGAGGAAGACAGCGCAACCUCGGAGCAGCCAUGACUUUUGUCAUUCGUGAAGUCCUGGAUUCAAGACGUGGUGGCAGGAAACAGGAGGGUGUCCCACAGUUCCUGGUAGUAAUUUCAGGAGGAAGAUCGACAGAUAAUAUAAGAACACCAGCAAAUACUCUGAAACAGACAGGAAUUGUGCCUUUUAGUAUUGGAACACGGGAUGUUGAUCCUCAAGAAUUGCAGGUAAUCUCCUAUGUUCCCAGUUUUGCCUACACCGUGGAUGAUUUGCCUGGCCUUUACACUGUCCAAGAUGACCUUAUCACCACAGUAACAGAGUUGUCAAAUGAAGAACUGGCCAGAUUGCAACCCCGGAUUUUUUACACCAAUAUGACAGUACCUCCAACAUCAAAUGGAGGGAAGAAAGAUGUUGUCUUCCUUGUUGAUGGAACAACUACGAUGCGCAGCGAAUUCCCAGCAAUACGAGACAUGAUUCAGAGGGUUGUGGAGAAGCUAGAUGUUGGUUUAGACAAAGUGAGAGUUUCAGUUGUACAAUACAGUGAAGAUCCCAAACGGGAGUUCCUCCUAAAUGAGCACUCCACCAAAGAAGAGGUUCUCCAGGCAGUGAGAAGAAUGAGAAGCAAAGGUGGCAGAGUACUGAACACUGGCCAAGCACUGAACUGGGUCUCAAAGAACAUCUACCAGAGAUCAGCUGGCAGCCGAAUCGAAGAGCGCGUACCCCAGUUUCUCAUCCUGGUGACGGGAGGAAAGUCAAACGAUGACGUAUCUGAGCCUGCCAAGCAACUCAAAUUGAAUGUUGUGGCUCCUUUGGCAGUUGGAUCAAAUAAUGCUGAUUUAGAGGAGCUGAAACUGAUCUCUCUGGGUUCAGAGCAUGCCUACACAAUUAGAGACUUCCGGCAGCUGCCAUCAGUAGAGCAGCAGCUUUUGGUUACAGUUAACACUAUGAAUUCUGAAGAAAUCAUCAGACGUGCAUCUACUGUGGAUACAGGCCUUAAUCUUGGAAAAAAAGACAUUAUCUUCCUUGUUGAUGGAUCUGACAACGUUGGACAAAGUGGAAUUGCACAUAUCCGUGACUUCAUUAUAAAGAUUGUCCAGCAGCUCAAUGUGCGGCCUGAUCAAGUGCGCGUGGCUGUGGUACAGUAUGCAGAGAGACCCAAGACUGAGUUUUCCCUCCUCACUCAUGACAACAAGCAGUCGGUCAUUUCAGCUGUCAAGAGACUGCGUCAUAUGGGUGGUCGUGGCACAAACCUAGCUGAGGCUAUUGAGUAUGUGAUUAGAAAUGAGUUGAAGGCAUCUGCAGGGGCUCGGGGUUCAGAGGCCUCUCAGCAUUUGGUGGUGCUCACAGGUGGAAGGUCCACCUCUGAUGUCUCUGCAUAUGGCCCACUCCUCAAAGGCGCUGAGGUGAAUUGUAUAGGAAUUGGCGCUGGGGCAGCAGAUUCCAGGCAACUUAGACAGAUUGCAACCACACCAGAUGAUGUUCUACAUGUACCUACCUUUCCCGCACUUCCAACCAUUCAGGAUCCAUUCAUUGCAAGACUCAAUGGAUCAAUAUCAGUUGAACCUCCCAUUGAUGAGCCCACCCCAAGCCUUCUUCCAAAUGCUAAGACUGCAGACAUUGUCUUUUUGGUUGAUGGUUCAAUUAACCUUGGCAGGAGUAAUUUCAAAGAGGUCAUGGAGUUUAUCAUCAACCUCAUCGACCUCUUCUUCACAGAAAAUGACAACCUUCGAAUUGGUCUGGCGAGCUAUGCUGCAGAUGUGACUGAUGUUUUCUAUCUCAAUACACAUAACAAUAAGGACGAAAUCAUCACUGCCAUUGGCAAGGCAGAAUAUAAAGGUGGCCGGGGGAUUAAUACUGGCAAUGCCAUUAAGCACAUUCAGCGAGCACACUUUGUGAAAGACAGAGGUAGUCGGAAGGAUGAAGGUGUCCCUCAGAUCCUGAUGUUGGUCACUGGUGGACGUUCUCAAGAUGAUGGUAAAGCAGCAGCGCUGGGCCUUAAAUCCACAGGUGUGCGCUUAUAUGCUAUUGGUGUUGGUGAUAUUGAGGAUGAGCUUAAUGACUUAGGCAGUGAGCCAACAACAGUGGCCCGGGCCAGCAACGUCCAAGAGCUUUCUGAGUUGAAUGAGCAGAUUUUGGAAACACUUGACGACGAAAUCAGGGGAAAAUUGUGUGUAGGAGGGACUGAGCCUGCAAAAGUUUGCAACUUGGAUGUCCUUGUGGGCUUCGAUGUAUCUUCACAGAACAUCUUUGUGGCUCAGAGAUCAUUGGAGUCCAAGAUGUCUGCCAUUCUCCAGCGAAUUACCCAGAUGCAGGCAAUCAGCUGCUCUCCUAAUCAAGCCCCAUCAAUACAAGUAGGCAUAUUGGCAAUGGACUCUGCCUCUGAGCCUGUUCAGCUGGACUUCACUGACAGCUACACGCAGCUCAUGGAGUCCUUCAGGGCCCUGCGCAGCCGUGGACCCUUCGUCCUGAAUGGCAAAACCAUUGAUGCAUAUAUUGCAAGAUUCAGGAACCAACCUUCAGGCAGAGUAAAGGUUGUAAUCCACCUCACCGAUGGACUAGAUGCCCAGUAUAACAUCAUGAAACAGCGAGUUGAGCAGAUGCAGACUGCAGGCAUCAAUGCCUUCGUCUUGGUUGCUCUGGAGAGGGUACCACGGUUUGAGGAAGCAGUAUUACUGGAAUUUGGGCGGGGUUUUAGGUACACACGCCCUCUGCGUGUUAACCUAAUGGACUUGGACUAUGAACUGCUGGAGGAACUGGACAACAUUGCCGAACGAGAGUGCUGCUCUGUGCCUUGCAAGUGCACUGGCCAGAGAGGAGACAGAGGAUCAGUCGGCCUUCCUGGACCAAAGGGACUACCAGGCGGCCAGGGCUACAGAGGACAUCCUGGUGAUGAAGGUGGACCUGGAGAGCGAGGUCCUCUCGGGGUGAAUGGCACUCAAGGUUUCCAAGGAUGCCCAGGGCCAAGGGGUGUAAAGGGUGCACGAGGGUACAAUGGUGAAAAGGGAGAGACUGGAGAAAUUGGGCUGGAUGGUAUCAAUGGGGAGGAGGGCAAGAGUGGAGUUGCUGGCCCACCAGGAGACAGAGGCAACCCUGGCCGGAGGGGUCCUAAAGGUGCCAAAGGCCAGGCAGGAGAUGUGGGCCAGACUGGUAUACGAGGAGAUCCAGGCACAACGGGGCAAGACAACAGCCAGAGAGGACCAAAGGGAGAUCCAGGAGAUGCUGGACCACCGGGAGAGCCUGGUGAGGACGGUAGGAGAGGAGAGGCAGGAGAACCAGGCAGACGGGGUGCUGAUGGUAGGAGAGGACCACCUGGACAAGCUGGUCCUCCUGGAAAGCCUGGUGAAAACGGUCUCCCAGGACAGCCUGGAAUUGGAGGGUCUCGGGGUCCCAGUGGACCUAUUGGAACACCAGGAAGCAGGGGAGAGGAUGGCAACCCUGGACCGAGAGGCGCUGGAGGAGCCCAAGGGUCUCCUGGAGAGAAGGGCAGACGAGGGCCAGUUGGACGCAAGGGUGAACCCGGUGAAACGGGACCAAAAGGCACCGUGGGACCACUGGGACCCAGAGGAGAACCUGGCGAAGAUGGGCGGGAUGGAUUUGGCGUAUCUGGUCCUAAAGGAAGAAGGGGUGAUGAAGGUUUCCCAGGAUAUCCUGGUCCAAAGGGAGCAGCUGGUGAGUCUGGAACCAAGGGAGCACCUGGACCUAAAGGAAACAGUGGACAGAGAGGCGUUGCUGGUGGUAUUGGUGGGCCUGGACAGAAGGGAGAGGUUGGCCAUCCUGGACCUUAUGGCCAGAAAGGACCCAGAGGACCAGGCGUGGUGCCCUCAACGCAGUGUGACCUGGUCAAGAAAAUCAGGGAUAACUGUCCUUGCUGUUAUGGUGCUCAGGAGUGCCCUCUCUAUCCCACUGAGCUGGCCUUUGCCUUGGACGCGUCUAGCGGUGUAUCACGAGGUAGUUUUAACAACAUGAGGGACGCUGUGGUUCGCCUGGUGCGAAACAUCACCAUCACAGAAAGCAACUGUCCACGAGGAGCUCGAGUGGCCCUGACACUCUACAACAGCGAGGUGACCACUGAGAUCCGCUUUGCAGAUGCCUUGAAGAAACGUGCACUGGUGGAACGUGUAGAAGGCCUGCAGGCCCUGCAGACUAAUAAGCAGCGAAGCCUGGAGACAGCCAUGAACUUCUUGGCACAAAACACCUUCAAGAGGGUGCGCAGCGGCUUUCUGGUGCGAAAGGUGGCUGUGUUCUUUGUGAAUGGCGCUGUUAGGCCUGGAGCAGAGUUCAGCGCUGCUGCAUUGCGCCUCUAUGAUGCUGGAAUUGCGUCUGUCUUCCUCGUGUCCCGCGAGGAUCGUGCACUUGUCAGAGCCCUGCAGCUCAAUAACACUGCACUGGCCCAAGUUCUGGUCUUACCCCCUCCUGGAAGCAGCGAGUACAACUCAGUUAUCACCAAGAUAAUGAACUGCCACAUCUGCCUAGACUUCUGCGCUCCUGAUCAGAUAUGCGACUAUGAGCCACCUAUAAGCAGGGGCAGAAGGGCCUCCACCACUGACCUGGACAUUGACAUGGCCUUCAUCCUUGACAGCUCUGAGAGCACUUGGCCUAAUGUCUUCACAGACAUGAAGCAAUAUAUUGCUCAAGUGGUGGAUAACCUGGAGAUCUCCACGGAGCCGGCUGCGACCUCGCAUCAGGCUAGAGUCGCAUUAGUCCAGCACGCGCCAUAUGAGUACCUGCACAAUGGCAGUGGCAUUCCCAUCAGCGUCGCCUUUGGCUUGACUGACCACAAGUCGGCAAAGGACAUCCAGAGCUUCCUCAUGGACAAGGUGUACCAGCUGGAAGGUGGCCGUGCUCUGGCAGCUGCCCUGGAGAGCACAGUAGAGCAUGUGUUUGAGAAAGCACCAUAUCCACGCCACCUGAAGGUGCUGAUGCUGCUGGUGACUGGGCCAGUGGAAGAGCAUGAGGAGAGGCUGGUGAAGGCUGCCAUUGAGGCUAAAUGCAAAGGGUACUUCAUUGUAGUGAUAAGAAUCGGCAAGCAGAUCAGUGCUGGAGAUGCCCGUGUUCUGGCCCAAGUGGCUAGUGAGCCUUCAGAUGUGUUCUACAAGAACGCAGAUGGACCUGCAGGCUUCUACGACAGCCAUCUUCAGAUCUUUGCCCAGCUACUACCCAAGUACCUCAGCAUGGAGAAUGUCUUCUACAUGUCCCCUAACGUCUCAAAGAACUGCCAGUGGUAUCAGAGUGACCAGCCAGGAAAAUCCCCCUUCAGAUCAUCACAUUUACAUGAGAAGAGCCACAAACAGCACCAACAGCAGGAGGUUCAUGAACAAAAACAUAAAGAACUAAACACAGAAGACCUGCACCUCGUCAACGUCACCGCCACAGGCUUCACUUUGUCCUGGGUCAGUGAUGAUCCAAAGGCCACCCAUGAGGUCACUGUGACUCACAUGAGAGACCAAAGAGUGAUGCUGCAACUGAACACAACAGACCACCAGUUCACUGUCCAUCAGCUGGAAGCUGCCCAAACCUAUCAUGUAGUGGUCAACAGCCGCAACCUUAAGGGACAAGUUACCAGGACCUACAAAGGCGUCAUUACCACAAAAUCAGCAGAGCUCAGAUACGUUCCUGGGAGUGAAGUGACCGGCGUAGUGUCGACUGCACCGCUGAGUAAACCAGAAACUGACCCAUGCUCACAUGACUUUGACAGCGGACUGCCAUGCAAAGACUAUGAGGCUAAGUGGUACUUUGACAAAAAGAAUGGAUUCUGUUCCCAGUUCUGGUACGGAGGUUGUGGAGGCAAUGAAAAUAGGUUUGAGACCGAGGCACAGUGCCUCAGACGCUGCAAGAAUACAGUUCUGGAGCCGCAGCCGCUGCAGAGUGACGAGGUCAAAUUAGAGGUCCAUUCUGCUCCAGGUUCCUCAUUACUGCACUGUCCUCUCUCCUCAGGAGUGGACAUAUGUAAGCUGCCCAAACAGGAAGGUGCCUGUGCCAAGUUUGUACUGAAAUGGUUCUACGACUCCGUCAGUAACAGCUGCACUCGCUUCUGGUAUGGAGGCUGCGGCGGCAACCAGAACCGCUUUGAAACACAGGAGGAGUGUGAGAAGGCGUGUGGAAAAGCAGCACAUGUUAAACAAGCACCUGUCGUUGCUGCGAUGAGAACAUAGAACUAACACUGAUGAAGAUUCAAGAUUCACCUCUGCUCAGAGGAAAAAAGCACCAAAAGCCAAGAUGCCUGCACUGGAUUCUGCCAAAGGAAAACCUUUGAAGUCAUACUUUCCCACAAAAGGAGAAAAAGGCAAAUAUGUUGCUGCAUGAUAUUUUCGUACUGGUGCUACACAGAGUUGUUGUUUUUGUUUCCCAGAGUAUUUUCCAGUGUCUAAAAAGUAAAAUCCCAGGACAAAAGAGAUGUUUUUAUGUUGUUGUGUUUUUUUGUUGCAGUUUUAUAGAAAAGUCAUGUAUGAAUGUGAUGAAAGCUUAUCAAUAAAUCAGUUUUGUUAUAGAGCAAGAUGUUCAGCCUAGUGUUCAGUCCAUAUAGUGAAUUUUACUCCAGGUGCCCUCAAUGCGCUUCCACUGCUUGUUUACAAGAAUCCUUUUAUUCUUUUUCUCGUUUUCUGUUUUUUUUUUUUUUGCUUGCUUGCUCUGGUCACAUUGCUGGGACGGCACUCAGACUCGUAAAAGCUCAAGAUGUUUCUCAUUUAAAGAAUCCACACUGAUGUUUACGCGUCUAACUGAAUCUGGCAGAGUUAAAACUCUAAAUUACCAUAUCUGUCAUCUCCUCUGCCAGUGAAGAUCAGCCACCCUUUAACUGAAUAUGCGCUUCUGGAACCUCCGGCUGAGAACGCAGAUGUGCUGAUAAAAAAUGGAAACACUUUAUUCAGAAUUCAUCAUAGACGCUCUGUAACUUAAGUUCGUUUUUACUUUUCUUUAUCCCUAAAUCUUAAACCUAAACUCUAAACCACUCCUAAUCUGAACCCUAUUGCUGUUGAGAACCAGCUCCAGGUUGAUUCGCCAGGUAUUUAUAUGUAAGCAGAUAUGAAUCAUUUGAGCCUCAGUAAAUGAUGUAUUAUGGACUUUGUAGCUGAACAUGUGGUGUUUUUCAACUUUGUGUUUUCAUUAGGCAACAGAAAGACGAAUAAACUGGUCUUUAUACUAA